Thlaspi arvense is the source of this 210-nucleotide messenger RNA. Lineage: Eukaryota; Viridiplantae; Streptophyta; Magnoliopsida; Brassicales; Brassicaceae. The record is from the annotation of a GenBank genome assembly.
AUGGUUAACUAUACUAUCAUAAACUCGGGUCUCCCUCUCAAGCUACAGCUUGAUGCUGUUAAUAGCGGUGGCGUACACACUAAGAGCAUGGUCGAAGAUAUCCUCACUGAUAUUAAGAGGGUCGGGGAUCUUGCUAUUAGUACUCAUGUGUCUAUACUCGAAAUCAAGACCGUUUUGUCACUUAUCUCGUCUGAGUGCAAGAUUUUGUAA